AUGUUUACUAUUAUUAAUUUUAUCUUUGUAUUAUUAACUACAACAGUUUAUUGUCAAAAUGUAACCGUACAAUUUCAAACAUUUCCAGUUAAUACAGAUAUUGGAUCAUGUCCAUGUGAUUUAACUGCAAAUCAAUGUGAUGUAUCAUGUUGUUGUGAUCCUGAUUGUUCGUCAGAUGAUAUACUAGCAUUUUCAUGUAGUUCAAGAGAUAAUCAAUAUACAAAUACAACACCAAUCUUAUCUACUAUUCAACCAUCAUGUUAUAAAAAUAUAUCCAUAUUUCAAUCAAAUUCGCCAUAUGUUAUCCAAAAAAUGGGCGAACUUGUUUGUGUAGAUUUUCAACGAUAUAGUGGAAGUCAAUAUUAUCAACAACCAAACAUUCAAACAUUGGAUCCAGGUUCUUUCGUACGGACAAUUAAUAGAGAAAAUAGUAUAUCAGCACCAUCUGGAUUACCAACUAAUCUAACUAAUUAUCAAGUCGGCACGCCGAUACUGACAUAUAACACGACAAGGGCAGCACCUAUUUAUUAUUCUCUACCAGUGAAACUAUCCAAUAAUCAAUUGUGUUCUGGAUCACAAACAAUCACUUAUAUGAACGAUUUUACAUCAACAUGCAAUCGGGUAGUGAGUUUAACUACAUGUUAUGGAGCUCUUAAUCCUUCAACAUAUAUGAAUCCUCUCUGUCUUAUUAGAUUUCCUUCACUACCUUUUGAUAAUUCAACAUAUAUUUGUGAUAAUACAAGUGUUUCUCCGGCAAGUUUUGUUGGAAGUACUUGUUCAGGCGCUCUUAAAAGUUUAACUAUUAAAAUUUUCUAUUCAAAUCCAUCUGGAAUAGUAAAUGUGAGUGUUACAAAUGUUACUAGCGAUUCAAUGGAUGGCACAACAUUUGAACAAACAUUUAUCGUUCAAUUUAUACAAAAUGAUUCAUCAUCAUUAUCAUCUUCAAGCACAGAACGUAAUCCAGGUUAUCUUCAAGGUGCUAAUAUUAUAGCGAGUAUCCAAAAUGAUACCACAAUCCAAACAAUAAGUUCUUCACAAUUUUCAAUUUUAAGACCAUUAUCCACUGGCUAUUGUGAUUCGAGUAAUACACAACGUAUGCCAAUCAGUUUCGGUGAAAGCAUUCGUUCGACAUGUAAAUACAAUGCAACCGGUCAAACAACAUGUCCUAAUAUCUAUGACAUACUUAUGCCUAUUAAUGCAACUAAUUUAUAUGUAGCUGCCUAUAGUAAUCCAAAUAUGUCUAAUAGUACCAAUGAUUGGUUACGUGUUAUAUCUUGCAUAUCUGCAAUAGGAUCUCCAAAUAUUUUUCAAUGUCAAAAUGGUAUUAAAUUAUAUUCAAGUUCGGAUGUUGUGUGUUAUGUUAAAUUAGAUAUUCAAAUAGCUUACACAAAAAUUGGUUCAAUUAGUAAUCCACAAUUUGUAUUGAGUGCAGUUAUCUUUCAUUAUCAAACAAUCACAACAAAUCUAUUAAAUGAUACUUUACUAGUAACGGAAAGUGUUACUUUUCAAGAUAUAUCAGUUACACCUGUUAUUGAACAAGGUCAAAUACCAGCACCAAAUACUCGUUUACCAGCUGAUUUCUUCUAUCCAUUUUCUACCAAUCAAGCAACAAAAUUUAUGACAUACUCAUAUUUGUCUUAUUCUUUGAUUAGUAUUCUUUUGAUUCUCAUGUAG
Molecule: messenger RNA, 1674 nt
Organism: Rotaria sordida
Lineage: Eukaryota; Metazoa; Rotifera; Eurotatoria; Philodinida; Philodinidae
Source: the annotation of a GenBank genome assembly